UCUGCAGUAAGCGCUCAGUAAAUACUAUUGAAUGAAUGAUCGGGGACUGGGAAGAGGACUGCUUUCGGGUCAGGACUCCCUGGCCCUGCUCGGAGACUCAACCCCUCACCCCGAAACUCAGGUUUCUCCUGGAACAGCAUUGGUAUCAGCAGUGGGAGGCUUACGUGCAGUCCGGAGACCAGGAGUCCAGCACCUUCCCUGGGCGAAUCAAUAACGCCGAGCUCUUCGAAGAUCAGGAGUCAUGGCGGCUGAAGGAGCGCCUAGUGGAGGGUGAGGACUACAUCUUGGUUCCUGCUGAAGUUUGGCACAAACUGCUGAGCUGGUAUGGACUGGAGCACGGACAGCCGCCCAUCGAACGCAAGGUGGUGGAGCUGCCCAGCACUCAGAAGGUGGAGGUGUAUCCUGUGGAGCUGCUCCUUUGCCAGCACAGUGACAUGGACAGCCUCAACACCACACAGUUCAGCCGCGCAGACUCCAUCGAGCUGGUGCUGCGUGUGGCCCGGCAGCAGUUCCAGGUGGGACCCGAAGAGGAGACGAGACUGUGGGUGAAGAACUCGGACGGGUCCUGCGAGCGGCUGCGCAACCCCCACAUGUCGGUCCUGGAUGCCUGCCUGAGCCCCGGACAGAUAGUUGUCAUGGAGACACGCAACAAGGAUGGCACCUGGCCCAGCUCCCGGCCCCACAUCAUGAAGAACAUGGUGGAUGAGGAGGAGGCGUACCGGGGCCAGCCCGGAGUCUGCGGCCUCACGAAUCUCGGCAACACUUGCUUCAUGAACUCCGCCUUGCAGUGUCUCAGCAACGUGCCGCCUCUGACCGAGUAUUUCCUGCACAACCGCUAUCUUGAGGAACUGAAUUUCUGCAAUCCGCUAGGCAUGAAGGGAGAGAUUGCCGAGGCCUACGCUGACCUGGUUAAACAGGCCUGGUCUGGGCACCACCGCUCCGUCGUGCCCCGCAUGUUCAAGACCAAGGUGGGCCACUUUGCUUCUCAGUUCCUGGGCUACCAGCAGCAUGACUCCCAGGAGCUCCUCUCCUUCCUGCUGGACGGGCUACACGAGGACCUCAAUCGUGUCAAAAAAAAGGAGUACGUGGAGCUGCGGGACGCGGCCGGCCGGCCAGACCAGGAAGUGGCAGAGGAGGCCUGGCGCAAUCACAAGCGGCGGAACGACUCCGUCAUCGUGGACACCUUUCACGGGCUCUUUAAGUCCACGCUGGUCUGUCCCGAGUGUGGCAAGGUAUCGGUGACAUUUGACCCCUUCUGCUAUUUGAGCGUGCCUCUGCCCGUCAGCAAGGAGCGCAGCAUGGAGGUCUUCUUCGUCUCCAUGGAUCCCCGCAAGAAGCCGGAACAGCACCGGCUGGUGGUCCCCAAAGCCGGGAAGGUGCUGGAUCUCUGCAUUGCGUUGGCCAAACACACAGGCGUCUCUCCUGAUCGGAUGAUGGUGGCCGACGUGUUCAGUCACCGAUUCUAUAAGAUCUACCAGCUGGAGGAGGCCCUGAGCUGCAUUCUGGACCGAGAUGACAUCUUCAUCUACGAGGUGUCCGGAGGGUCAGGCGAGGGGCCGGGCGAGGACGUGGUGCUUCCCGUGUACCUGCGGGAGCGGGCACCCGCCCGGGACUACAGCGACUCCUACUACGGGCUCAUGCUGUUCGGCCACCCGCUGCUGGUGUCGGUGCCUCGCGAUCGCCUCUCCUGGGACGCCCUGUACCACAUCCUGCUGCAUCGCCUCUCCCGCUACGUGACUCGGCCGGACUCAGAGGACGAGGAGGAGGAAGAGGAGGAAGAGAAUAGCGAAGAGGAGAAUCUGUACAACAAGAGGCCUAAUGGACUGAGUGAGGGAGAAGAGGAGGAAGAGGAGGAGGAGGAAGAAGAGGAGGAAGAGGAAGAGGAGGAAGGGGAGGGAAGUUCCCUGGAAGGCUCCGCCCACCCGGUCUCCACCCCAGCGGAUGGAGAGGAGAAACGGGCAGAGGCAGUUGACGGCGGAGAGGGGGAAAUGGAGGGGCAUCCGGGCAGCGCCCCCGCCAGCCCCCCCAGCCCCGGCCCCGCCAACCAGCCCAAGCGGCCCUGCCGCCCCCCGCCCCGUCCCCCGCGCCGGAGAAGGAGGCGCAGGCGCAGGCGGAAGCUGCUCUUCAGUCUGCAGACGGUCAACUCCAACGGCACCAGUGACCGAGCCAGCUUCAGCGAAGACGCCAACGGGGUCUCCUUCAACUCCCAGCCUUACAUUGCCAUUGAUUGGGAUCCGGAGAUGAAGAAGCGUUACUACAAUGAGGUGGAGGCCGAGGGCUACGUGAAGCACGACUGUAUGGGUUACUUGCUGAAGAAGACCCCGGUGCGGCUACAGGAGUGCGUCGACCUCUUCACCACAGUGGAGACGCUGGAGGAGGAGAACCCCUGGUACUGCCCAACCUGCAAGCGGCACCAGCUGGCCACCAAGAAGUUAGACCUGUGGGCGCUGCCUGAGGCCCUCAUCAUCCACCUCAAGCGUUUUUCCUACACCAAGUUUUCUCGCGAGAAGCUGGACACCCUCGUCGAGUUCCCCAUCCGGGACCUGGACUUCUCCGAGUUCAUCAUCAAGCCACGGACGGAGGCCGACGCGCCCCCCUGCAAAUAUGACCUCAUCGCUGUCUCCAACCACUACGGGGGUCUGCGGGACGGCCACUACACGACGUUUGCCCGGAACAAGGACAGUGGACAGUGGCACUAUUUUGAUGACAGCAGUGUCUCCCCGGUGUCUGAAAGCCAGAUUGAGUCCAAGGCAGCCUACGUUCUCUUCUACCAGCGGCAGGACAAGGUGCGGCGGCCCCCGGCACGCCCCGGACCCCCCAGCUCCCUGGCCGCCCCUCUGACCCAGCUCUCUGGCGAUGGCCCCGCACCCCAGGCCGAGUCGAUGGAUGUGGACUGAAAGUGCUGCGGGGGGGGAGGGGAGGGGUUUCCCGGCCCUACCCCCUCAAAUCCCUGCCCUCCCCCCGUCCCACCAACACCAGCACCCCCUCCCUGGGCCUUCUCAGGUACCGCUCCCCGGGGCUCCCCGGGGCUCCCCCGGCUCAGGACUCCGCCCCCUGCUCUGCUCCUCUCGCUGCCCCCCUUCUGAUCCCACCCCCCGGGGACCCACAGCCAUAGACUCUGCUGCAGCCGCCGCCCCCCCGCCCCCUCUCCCCUGCUAGAGGGAGGGGCCCAGGAAGGCAAAACACUGCCCCCCCUCCCCGGCGCCUCCCCCACCGCAGCUCCUCUCUCCCCGGGAGAAGCACAAUCUCGCUCCCUUCCCGCCCGUGGCAGCAAGUCAAGUGCCUGCCCUCCCCCCCGUCCUCCCCCCCGCCCCCGAUCGAAGCAAUAAGGUUACCCCUCCUUCCAGAUCGGCGCCCCUGCCUCCCAGACCCCUUUCACCUGAGCCCGUUUCUUUUUUUAAUUUAUGUAUUUUUCUCUUUUGUCCCUUGGGGUGGCUGAAGUGCGGCGGCAGGGCUGCGCCAUGAGCACAGAUUGUAUUUUCUUACUGACACCUGCCUGGACCCAUGUACAUAAAGCCCUGACCGGUCCCAG
Molecule: messenger RNA, 3532 nt
Organism: Ornithorhynchus anatinus (platypus)
Lineage: Eukaryota; Metazoa; Chordata; Mammalia; Monotremata; Ornithorhynchidae
Gene: USP11
Product: ubiquitin specific peptidase 11
Exons: 21
Coding region: 36-2897 (953 amino acids)
Biological process (GO): protein deubiquitination
Molecular function (GO): cysteine-type deubiquitinase activity
Source: RefSeq, a predicted model, not a curated record